CUGUGCAAUCAAGUAGAUAUAAUCAGUUAAGAUAAGAGCAAACUUUGCCCAUUAAUCUGAAUGUAAAAAGGAAACAGCAGUGAGAAAGGGAGACCAGACCUGACAAAGGGAGAGAAUGAGAGAAGGUGCUCAGGAUUUCAUGAGGAUAAAUCUAACAACAAAAGUCGAGAUUAUCCCUAAGCGGGACGCAGAGCAGAUCUGUGUGUAAGAGACAACAGAACGGAUACAGGCAUGUGGAAUUUCUGGGUGUGUCUGUGUGUAUUUGCAUGCUCUUUGCAGGCCAUGCCUCUCAUCAGAAACAAGUUCUUAGAUUGCAGCAAGGUGCUGCUGGUCUCCUUUGACGGGUUCAGGUGGGAUUACGACAAAGACGUAGACACGCCUCACCUGGACCAAAUGGCUCUAGAUGGGGUGAAAGCAACUUUCGUGACACCAGCCUUUUUUACCAUGACCAGUCCUACUCACUUCACAAUACUUACCGGUAAAUAUAUUGAGAAUCACGGUGUGAUACACAACAUGUGGUUCAACACCAGCUCGUCUGAGAAGAAGCCGUACUAUCAAACGCAAUUUGUGAACGAGUGGUGGGAUAACGGCAGCCUGCCCAUCUGGAUCACUGCUCAAAGACAGGGUCUCCGAGCUGGCUCACUUCACUUCCCUGGCACAGCUUCAACCUACGAUGGUGAGAAAGCAGUGGUGUCUGAAGUGGAGCCUCGCUUCUAUGACUACAGCAAUGAGACGGUAUGGCGCCAGAACAUUGACAAGAUCAUGGAUGUCUGGUUUAGAGAAAAAGACCUGGACUUUGUGGCCUUGUAUUUCGGAGAGCCAGACGGCAUAGGCCACAAAUAUGGUCCAGAUUCAGAGCAACGCAGGAAGAUGGUGAGACAGGUGGACCGAACGGUGGGAUACCUCAGAUCUGCAGUCGAGCACAACGGCCUCACCCAGUGUCUCAAUAUCAUCAUCACUGCUGACCAUGGCAUGACUACGGUGUUACGUGGUGGUGAGGUGAACGAGAUUGUACUCUUCAAGAUCCCAGGAUUCUCAUUCCAAGAUCUAGACUUCCAUCUGGUGGACUACGGGCCAUCUGGUUUGCUCCUCCCUAAAGCAGGAAGGCUGGAAAAAGUGUACAAUGCCCUGAAGGGUGCUCAUCCACACCUCCAUGUCUACAAAAAAGAGGAAAUGCCCUCCAGACUGCACUUUGCUCAAAAUGACCGCAUAUUGCCCAUUAUCCUAUGGGCCGACUUGGGAUAUGUCAUUAAUGGGUACCUCCCAGUGCAGUUCAACAAAGGAGAGCAUGGCUUUGACAAUGACGAUUUGGACAUGAAGCCUUUCUUCCGCGCAGUGGGACCUGCCUUCCGGAAGAAUCUUAUAGUAGAGCCGUUUGAGACAGUGCACAUAUACUCACUGAUGUGCCACCUGCUGGGCAUCACACCUGAACCCAACGACGGACACCUGAACGCCACGCGUGCCAUGCUGCUCUCCUCUGAGCAACCUCAGGAAAAAAACUCUGUCCUGCCCGGAGUGUUCAUUGGCCUCGGGGCUGUGGCUGGUUUGCUGCUGAUCUUGUUUGUUGUCAUGGUGACCCGCAGCGUCCUUAAGCGCAGGAGGAAAAAACAGAGAGCUGGUAGUUGUGAAAAACCUGAAGGUGAUGACAGAAAACAAACAUCAUUUUAGCCUGGUGUUGCAUUUGUACCUUCUUGCCCAAUCCACUGGGCAGAAAAUUAGGAAAUUUCAAUAAACCACAACCAAAAAACAAAUAAAUUGUCUCC
Messenger RNA from Ictalurus furcatus (blue catfish), 1763 nucleotides. RefSeq names its product ectonucleotide pyrophosphatase/phosphodiesterase family member 7. NCBI's taxonomy places the organism in Eukaryota, Metazoa, Chordata, Actinopteri, Siluriformes, Ictaluridae. The record is from RefSeq and is a predicted model, not a curated record. The coding region runs from base 232 to 1668 and encodes 478 amino acids. The transcript is spliced from 7 exons.